AUGCACGAAAGCUCAUGUUCACGCCAACAGCCAGCAUUAGCCACCAGCGCUGCUGCUACCGCCGCCGAGAUAUCAUACGAAGUCACGCUUGCCAUCCACAUAGAUGGCCUCCCGCAGCCGACGAGGCUGAGCCAAGCAGAAACCAGUCCCUGCCUUCAAGCCGAGGCAAAUGAUGAGGUAGCCAAAUGCCAGACUUCAGCAGAUGGUCCCCAUACCUCUUCCACUGUCAACUUAUCAACGUUGGUGGAUCACCAGGAACCACAAGGAGUCAACUCGCGGCUCUUGACGUGGACCGAUUAUUGGGAAUCCUGGAUAACCUUGUCGAAAGACUUCAUCUCGCCAGAGCCCAAUUGCUGGACAAAGAUGCCAAAGUGUCCCGACCAACACUAUCUAAAUGUCUUCGAUGAGAGGCACACAUGGAAGACGUAUAAAAAGUCAGCCACGGGAAUGACAAACCCGAGUUAUCCUCGCCGUCCAUUGCCUCCCUAUGAUGCAUAUCCGAAUCGUGUUGAGAAAAUGUUGGAGGCAUAUGGUCGUCCACUUGAAGAUAAUUCGUGGCGCUGGGAUAGUCGAAAUCGUGUAUGGUUGGAUGAGGAGGGGAGAGUCUUGCUAUCCGGUCCGGGACCAAGGUGA
Molecule: messenger RNA, 633 nt
Organism: Trichoderma reesei QM6a
Lineage: Eukaryota; Fungi; Ascomycota; Sordariomycetes; Hypocreales; Hypocreaceae
Exons: 2
Coding region: 1-633 (210 amino acids)
Source: RefSeq, a predicted model, not a curated record